Paracoccidioides lutzii Pb01 is the source of this 285-nucleotide messenger RNA. Its product is annotated as mitochondrial 54S ribosomal protein YmL33. The transcript has a single exon. Gene Ontology annotation, molecular function: structural constituent of ribosome. Gene Ontology annotation, biological process: translation. The record is from RefSeq and is a predicted model, not a curated record. The coding region runs from base 1 to 285 and encodes 94 amino acids. Gene Ontology annotation, cellular component: large ribosomal subunit; mitochondrion.
AUGACAUACUUCCGAAUAACCCUCAUCCGCUCCGCCAUAGGUCUGCCCCGCCGGACAACAGGCGUCCUCAUGGCUCUCGGACUGAAAAAGCGUAUGCAAACCGUCUUUUACCCCGUCACUCCCGAUGUGGCCGGCCAGAUUAUGAAGGUGAAAGAACUGGUAUCAGUGCGGGAGGUGGAGAAACCAUUGACGAAGCUGGAGGUGCAUUUGGAGCGGAAGCCGGACCCGGGGUAUUAUGUUGAGAAGAGGGCGGAGGAGGAGUUUAGGGAGAAGAGGGAGGCGUGA